UUAGGACAGCCGUUAGAUCUGCCACUGUUUAGAUAAAUUGAGACCCCACAAGGGUGUGUUCAAACUGUUCAUCACAUAUGCAAAUUAUUGAUUUCAGCAACCUAUGUUGUUUUUUCCAGACUGAAAUCUUAAAACCACACUGACACAACACCAGCUGAUUUUAGCUUUGUCAAUGCACACUAAAGUUCCCUUUUUCAUGAAACUGGAUCUUAGGCAUGGACUUGCUUCAUAAACAUAUUUGUUUUGCUCGUGAAUUCAGGCCAUGGAAGCAAUACUUUCUCAAAGUAAAGAAGACCCUGGAAUUUACCUGGUCUGCCUAUUCAAAACCAACUCCAAACAACACUGCUGAAUUUCUCACGCUACUUCUACUGUGUUUUAGCAUUGCUGUCAUAACUGGGGGUCUUUCGUUCAACUGGAUGUUUUACACUUUAGGGUUAGAGUACUGCGCUUCUGGUGUGACUGCAGGGAUUUACAGUAUCAUGGCCUUUCUUCUCCUGUUUUUUGUACACCCUGUGCGCUGUAUGUUUACAAUGAUAAUCCCCACAUUGGGCACCAAGCAAGGCAGCAAAUUAAUAAUUUCAACAUCAGUGAUGCUCAUAGCACUUAAGGUUAUUCCAAACAUGGUCACUAACAUUAAUGUUAUAAUGUACACUUUGAAAUGCAGUGCGAGUACUUCAGCUGAAAAUGUGAUCAACUCAACUGAGUUGUUGAACAAUGCCACAAAGGAAAUAGGCCAGGAAGUUCUCAAAAUUAAUAAAGAAAUGCAAAAUGUGUUUAAAGCCAGUCUGGGAGAUUUUGACUUAGCUGCAAAUGUCAAUGUUUCUGAAAUCAGAAAGGAGUUUCACGUUGUCAGCCAACAGGUCGCUAAUGACUUCUUGUUGGCUAAAAUGGUGCUUGAAGAAACCAAACUCGUUACCAGUAGACUUCUCGCUGGCCUUUUUGUCCUAUGUCUGCUUAUAGGUUCAUCCUGGUAUUUAAAAGGCUACCUUACCGAUAUGAAGUUUGAUAACGUCUACAUCACUAAGCAACUGGAGCACUUAGCCAGAGAGAAUGGAAGACGUAUCAUGCCUACCGCAGGAUUAAUCAACUCCAGAGGUUUCAAAAUGUCCCGUCGUGAAAGUUUUAGAUGUCUGGUUCGUCUGGCAGUCAUCACUUUAUAUCUGCUCCUGAUUAUAAGUGUCAUCGUGGCAGACCGGAUUGUCUUCAGUUUUAUUGUAACCAGUGCCCCCUGGCUUUAUGACUUCCCAGUGAUACCCAUGACCAUUAGAGUCACAUACUCGGCUGAAUUGAUAUUGGGUUUUAUUACCAUCAAAAAAUAUAGUUUCCAAAAGGAUUAUCACUGGAACUUUACCCUUACCUCCAGACACUGCAUAACGGAACCAUCCGAACCUGACAGAGACAUCGCCAUCCUGGUGGGAGCCCUUUACCUUCUCGCCUACAUCAUGGUCAUCUGUGAAAUCUACGCAACGCGCAUACGCAGAAAGAUUUCUGCUUCCUUCUUCAAGAAACAGGAAGAGAAAAGGGUUCAUUUUCUAUAUCAAAAAAUAAUAGCCAAAGAGGAACGAAACAAGAAUGACCUUCCAGUGUAUAUUAUAAAAACGUCAGACAACAAAUAAAUUCACUAGAACCACUCUCUGUUGGUCUAACUUUUAGAAAUAAGGAAGGAAUAAUUGUGGUUGGUUAUGAACUUGUUGCAGAAUUUCAAAGCAAAUAAGAAAGAAGUCUAAGGUAUUUACUGUUGUCUUAAUAGUUUUUGUCUAUUAAUUUUAAAAUCAAAGAAAAAAGUUGACCAAAUUCCAAUGGGAAAGGCAUGCAAGCCACACUAAAAUCCUAAGAUAUGGAGAACAGGUGAUAACACCCUCUAGCACAGUGGUUUUCAACCUGUGCUACGCAGUACUGGUAUGUGACAGGCCUGCAACUGGUACGCACUGGCAGUAGUUUUAUGACGGUAUGAUUCCUCAACCAGAAUACUACCUUGUUGUGAACUUUCAGAGUUACUGAUGGGGAACCACACUGUGUUGUUGAUUGUGGUGAACUCUUGUUAAAUAAUUAGAUGAUGCUGGCACAUUUUCAGUGAGAAAACCGGUUGUAAUGGGGUAGGUCUCUGUUUUACAACAGCCGUUUAAGAUUGCACAUAGUUAGUGGUACACCUGGUGGAGUCUGCUGGAAACACUGGUACUUGAGAUGAAGAGAUUGAAAACCACUGCUCUAGCACUAUGUCUAAGGUAUAUCUGGAAGCUGAAAUGUCAAAAGAUUUAUUGUAGCGAACUUAUGGGCAGCAGUGUGGAGUAGUGGUUAGGGCUCUGGACUCUUGACCGGAGGGUUGUGGGUUCAAUCCCCAGUGGGGGACACUGCCGUUGUACCCUUGAGCAAGGUACUUUACCUAGAUUGCUCCAGUAAAAACCCAACUGUAUAAAUGGGUAAUUGCAUGUAAAAAUAAUGUGAUAUCUGUAUAAUGUAUAAUGUGAUAUCUUGUAACAAUUGUAAGUCGCCCUGGAUAAGGGCGUCUGCUAAGAAAUAAAUAAUAAUAAUAAUAAUAACUUACCUGUUAAACAGUCAUCUUAACUCUCCAUAUUAACUAUUGAAUAACUAGCAAGACUAAAACAAUAACAGUGUUUUACCAACCCUCCUGCUUGGUUCUGCUAUUCCAUUCCUAUCCUCUCUACGUUAAUGAUCAACGUCACGGCCCAGCUGUCAGGGGUGUUACAUCCUAAACCCUCCCCACAUGUGUGCAGGCACGAGAGUGACCCCCAGCAACACAAAGCACACUACAGGGAUUCAUUUAGCAAGGCCGCCCGACAUUUAUUAGUUUUAAUAAUGUAAAUGUUAUUGGCAAUUGGUUCAAACACAAAAAUAAAUAUUGAAUAUUUAUUUUUAAAGGGUUACAUAUACAAGGUGUGUUACUCUGCAGCAUCAUACAGGUCUUAUCUCUGCUCUAAAGGGAUGUGGUUGUCCUAGUUCAAAUAGCAACUACUACCAGUUUGUCAUUCCUGUCUUUUCAACUGAUAAGGCACAAUUUAGAAUGAUAUUGUCCUCUUUACUAAUUGAAAGUUAAAAACAUAUAUAUUAUAUUGAAAAGGAGAAAACUCAUUAUAUAUGAUGGAAUUUA
Molecule: messenger RNA, 3109 nt
Organism: Acipenser ruthenus (sterlet)
Lineage: Eukaryota; Metazoa; Chordata; Actinopteri; Acipenseriformes; Acipenseridae
Product: osteoclast stimulatory transmembrane protein
Exons: 3
Coding region: 216-1616 (466 amino acids)
Cellular component (GO): membrane
Source: RefSeq, a predicted model, not a curated record